GUUUCCUUUAAUAUUACUAAAUUAAAGCUAUUUUCCAAAAAUGUGAUCAUAUUUACAUUUGGACAAAAAUGGGACUAAAAUAAAAUGAUAGCUAAAAAUUAAUGUCACUACGAAAUUUUCAUGUCACUUUCGGAUGUCACUGCCGUCAUGUCACCAUCUCCGCCAUCGCUCGUGUCACCACUGCCACCAUGGCAUGUGCCAUCGCCGCCGUCACUUCUGCCAGUCACCGCCGCCGGCAACAGUGACACUGCCACAGUGACACCCGAAGCUGUGAAACAUGCCACUAUGAUCGUGACAAAAUUUUCCGACGACCUUUUCUGGUGCACAGUGAUCUGUUUAUGCUUUGGCCACCACCCUCCCGUCACUGCCUACCCCACCUCUGUUUUAUCCCUGCCCCACCAACCCCGCCUCUACCUUUCAGCCCCGCCCCAAGGCUAGCUACCCAAAGCCUACUAGCCUCUCCCCUGCCUUGCCGACAACCGUCAGCGCCACCUCAGCCUCAAUCCCUCUUUGCAAUUCACUUUCGCUCCAACAUUGCACCCUGCCCCCAUCUUCAGAUCUAGGGUUUCAUGGUGAUUUGGGGGUUCAAUUUUGCAAUUCGAAACCAUAGCAGUCAUGGACGAUGAUGCCGGCCACGUACGAUGGAGCAGAUGUGAAGAAGUAAGAUGAAGUGGUGCAAUGAGAGAAUGAUCGACUUCAUUGUUGCAGCAGAGGAGGUAUGCGCAGUUUGUCGGCAAAGCUCGUCACCACUUGAGAAGCUCGCUGCCAUGGCGACGACCUAAGGAGAUGGUUGCUCGUGGAGACGGAAAUGUGGUCGAUGGUCUUUGGAGUGCAGAAGGCCAGGAAAAACAGAAGCAUAGAGCUUGCAACGUCUAAGAAACUCUUUAAGUGACUGUUUGAUUUAGUUCGGUUUGAUAUACAAGCUGUUAGGACUGAUUAAUACUAAAAGUCACAGGCUUUUUUCAGAUGCUACUCCCUGUAGCAUCUCAAAAAAGAUCUUUUAAUUUUUGAAAAGAUCUUAAUAAUUGUCAUGUCAAACAUAUAACUAGAAGCUUUUAGAGACUUUUUGAACAUUACAAAAUCUAGAAGGUAGAGACUUAUGUCUGCCAAAC
This is a messenger RNA of Cuscuta europaea, 1112 nucleotides long. The record is from the annotation of a GenBank genome assembly. Lineage: Eukaryota; Viridiplantae; Streptophyta; Magnoliopsida; Solanales; Convolvulaceae.